CAGCCGAGAAAAUACAAUUUAUAUCAUUUACGAUGUCAAGGACCCUGAAUAUGACUACAUAGCAUGGUGAAAGUGCCAACGAUCCAAUUAGAUGUCCCAAAACGACAUGUUUCAGGCAUCCGAGGCUCUCAGUUGCCUCAUGCGGUCCUCCCGAGCAAUAGUUGAAACACCUACCUAAAUAUGAAUGCAAUAAAGCAAUGACCAUCUUCUCAAUAUGUCUUCUCCCAGCAUUCGUCAUCAUCCCAGCCUCGCUAUUCACGCCGAAACACAGCAUUCAUCGCCGUUCCCGACCGAGCUCUCGAGUCAGCGCCCGCAUUGGUUUGGCACUUCAGCUACCCCUGUCUAGCAGGGAAGCGAUUCCUUUCAAUACCACCUCGUCGAAUGGCCAUGGCUUCCCGCCAUCCCACUCUCCGCAGUCCCGUCCAAAGAUUCAUCGCCCCCAAUGCACUCCGUCUCCGCAAGGCGCAUGGCAAAGACAUUGUCUUGCAUGAGAUAAGAUGGGCCCUGCGAACUCGCAUGACUAGACGGGAUAUUCUCCGAGGCAAAGCCUCAACUCAGCAUUUCGCAGCCCGAUC
This is a messenger RNA of Trichoderma harzianum CBS 226.95, 575 nucleotides long. RefSeq lists its product as hypothetical. Bases 198 to 491 code for a protein of 97 amino acids. Lineage: Eukaryota; Fungi; Ascomycota; Sordariomycetes; Hypocreales; Hypocreaceae. The transcript has a single exon. The record is from RefSeq and is a predicted model, not a curated record.